Nannospalax galili (Upper Galilee mountains blind mole rat) is the source of this 6946-nucleotide messenger RNA. RefSeq names its product cyclin dependent kinase 13 (gene Cdk13). The record is from RefSeq and is a predicted model, not a curated record. The transcript has 14 exons. Gene Ontology annotation, cellular component: nucleus; cyclin/CDK positive transcription elongation factor complex. The coding region runs from base 515 to 4876 and encodes 1453 amino acids. Gene Ontology annotation, molecular function: ATP binding; cyclin binding; RNA polymerase II CTD heptapeptide repeat kinase activity. NCBI's taxonomy places the organism in Eukaryota, Metazoa, Chordata, Mammalia, Rodentia, Spalacidae. Gene Ontology annotation, biological process: positive regulation of transcription elongation by RNA polymerase II; protein phosphorylation; transcription elongation by RNA polymerase II.
GGGGUGUCGCCGCCAGCGCAGGACGACGUCGACGCGGAGCCGCGGGCGGCCGAGGCGUGCUGCUGUCGCGCCCACUCCCCUCCCUCGAUCUCGACCCCGACGUCAGGGCGAUGGAGUGAAGCGCGGCGAAGGUGGCACUUCCGCGUUGCGCCGCCGGACCGAGGCGGCCGCCGCUCUCCCGCCACCGGGGGCACUUGGAGGACUCCCACUUCCCCGCAGGUCGGCGCCCGGCGCCCGCGACUUCGAACCCGACCAUAGGACGACCAACGCGGCAGAAGCGCCGCCGCCCGAUCCUCGCUGUGUCAGGCCCGGAGGCCGCUGCGCAUCCGCUGCGACCUGGAACCAGGGACCCGCGUCCCGACCCGGAUUAUCGUGGCGCGUUUCUCGGCCGGCCCUGCUGCUUGCUACCCCUCUGCCGCGGCCGCCGCCGUCCCCCUUCCCGGCGGGGGACAUGGCCAGGGUCUGACCCGGAGGAGGCCGCACCCGCGCCGCGCUCUGCGGCGGGCUCUAGGCGAUGCCGAGCAGCUCGGACACGGCGCUGGGGGGAGGCGGGGGCCUGAGUUGGGCCGAGAAGAAGUUGGAGGAGCGCCGCAAGCGGAGGCGAUUCCUGUCCCCUCAGCAGCCGCCGCUGCUCUUGCCGCUCCUGCAGCCGCAGCUCCUGCAACCGCCGCCGCCCCCGCCGCCUCUGCUCUUCCUGGCUGCCCCCGGCGCGGCCGCCGCCGCAGCCGCCGCCGCCGCGGCCUCCUCCUCCUGCUUCAGCCCGGGCCCCCCUUUGGAGGUCAAGCGGCUGGCGAGAGGCAAGAGGCGCCCGGGAGGGCGGCAGAAGCGGCGCCGCGGACCCCGCGCCGGGCAGGAGGCGGAGAAGCGCCGGGUCUUCUCGUUGCCCCAGCCGCAGCAGGACGGCGGUGGCGGUGCCAGUAGCGGCGGGGGUGUGACCCCGCUGGUGGAGUACGAGGAUGUGAGCUCCCAGUCCGAGCAGGGGCUGCUGCUGGGGGGCGCCAGCGCGGCAACGGCGGCGACGGCUGCCGGGGGAACGGGGGGCAACGGCGCGAGUCCGGCCUCCUCCUCCGGCACGCAGCGGCGCGCGGAGGGGUCGGAGCGCAGGCCGCGCCGGGACCGUCGCAGCAGCAGCGGCCGCAGCAAGGAGCGCCACCGCGAGCACCGGCGGCGCGACGGCCAGCGCAGCGGCAGCGAGGCCUCCAAGGCCCGAGGGCGGCACGGCCACAGCGGCGAGGAGCGGCCGGACGCCGCCAAGAGUGGCAGUAGCAGCAGCAGCGGCGGGCGCCGCAAGAGCGCCUCGGCCACGUCCAGCAGCAGCAGCAGCCGCAAGGAGCGAGACCUCAAGGCCCAUCGCAGCCGGACUAAGUCGUCCAAGGAGACGCCUUCGGCCUACAAGGAGACGCCCAAGGCCUACCGGGAGGACAAGAGCGAGCCCAAGGCCUACAGGCGGCGGCAGCGGUCCCUGAGCCCGCUGGGAGGCCGGGACGACAGCCCGGUGUCCCACAGGGCCUCGCAGAGCCUCCGCAGCCGCAAGUCGCCGAGCCCGGCGGGAGGUGGCAGCAGCCCCUACUCCCGGCGGCUGCAGCGCUCCCCGAGCCCCUACAGCCGGCGCCGCUCCCCCAGUUACAGCCGCCACAGCUCCUACGAGCGGGGCGGAGAUGUCUCCCCCAGCCCGUACAGCAGCAGCAGCUGGCGGCGCUCGCGCAGCCCCUACAGUCCAGUGCUCAGACGGUCUGCCAAAUCCCGAAGCAGAAGCCCAUAUUCAUCUAGGCAUUCAAGAUCACGUAGCAGGCACAGAUUGUCUAGAUCCAGAAGUCGGCAUUCUAGCAUUUCUCCUAGCACACUAACUCUGAAGAGUAGCCUGGCAGCUGAAUUGAACAAGAAUAAAAAGGCUAGAGCUGCAGAGGCAGCAAGGGCUGCAGAGGCUGCGAAGGCUGCAGAGGCAGCAAAGGCUGCAGACACAGCUGCCAAAGCUGCCAAAGCCUCAAAUGCUUCUACACCUACCAAGGCGAAUACAGAAACUGGUGCCAGUGCAUCACAAACCAACCAUGUGAAGGAUGUGAAGAGACUUAAAACUGAGCUUGCACCUUCUCCCUCAAGUGGUGGAACUUUAAAAAAUGACAAAGUAAAAGCAAAGCCACCUCUUCAAGUAACAAAGGUAGAAAAUAAUUUGAUUGUUGAUAAAGCCACCAAGAAAACAGUUGUAGUUGGGAAAGAGAGUAAAUCUGCUGCUACAAAGGAAGAACCAGUAUCUACUAAAGAGAAAACCAAACCACUUACACCAAGUAUAGGAGCCAAGGAGAAGGAGCAACAUGUGGCUUUAGUGACCUCUACAUUACCACCAUUACCUUUGCCUCCCAUGCUGCCUGAAGAUAAAGAUGCUGAUAGCUUAAGAGGCAACAUUUCUGUAAAAGCAGUUAAAAAAGAAGUGGAAAAGAAACUCCGAUGUCUGCUUGCUGAUUUACCACUGCCCCCUGAGCUACCAGGAGGAGAUGAUCUUUCAAAGAGUCCAGAGGAAAAGAAAACAGCAACACAACUGCACAGUAAAAGGAGGCCUAAAAUAUGUGGGCCUCGCUAUGGUGAAAUCAAAGAAAAAGAUAUUGACUGGGGAAAACGCUGCGUGGAUAAAUUUGAUAUCAUUGGAAUUAUUGGAGAAGGUACUUACGGACAAGUUUACAAAGCCAGGGAUAAAGACACCGGAGAAAUGGUAGCCUUAAAAAAAGUACGUCUGGAUAAUGAAAAGGAGGGCUUUCCAAUUACAGCAAUUAGAGAAAUUAAAAUUCUGCGGCAACUUACCCAUCAGAGUAUCAUCAAUAUGAAGGAAAUAGUGACUGAUAAAGAAGAUGCUUUGGAUUUUAAGAAGGAUAAAGGUGCAUUUUAUCUGGUGUUUGAAUAUAUGGACCAUGAUCUGAUGGGACUACUGGAAUCAGGCUUGGUUCAUUUUAAUGAAAAUCAUAUAAAGUCUUUUAUGAGACAGCUCAUGGAAGGUCUGGAUUAUUGUCAUAAGAAAAACUUUUUGCAUAGGGAUAUUAAGUGUUCAAACAUCCUUCUAAAUAAUAGAGGGCAGAUAAAACUUGCAGAUUUUGGACUUGCUCGAUUAUAUAGCUCUGAAGAAAGUCGACCGUAUACUAACAAGGUAAUUACUUUGUGGUAUCGUCCACCUGAACUGCUCUUGGGAGAAGAACGAUACACACCGGCUAUUGAUGUAUGGAGCUGUGGAUGUAUCCUUGGUGAGCUCUUCACUAAAAAGCCUAUAUUCCAAGCAAACCAGGAACUUGCACAGUUAGAGUUAAUAAGCCGUAUUUGUGGGAGCCCAUGUCCUGCAGUGUGGCCUGAUGUAAUCAAACUACCGUAUUUCAACACCAUGAAACCAAAGAAGCAGUAUCGCCGAAAGUUAAGAGAAGAAUUUGUUUUUAUUCCUGCAGCUGCACUCGACUUAUUUGAUUACAUGCUUGCCUUGGAUCCCAGUAAGCGAUGCACUGCUGAGCAGGCUCUUCAGUGCGAAUUCCUACGAGAUGUGGAACCCUCCAAAAUGCCUCCACCAGACCUUCCUUUAUGGCAAGAUUGUCAUGAAUUAUGGAGUAAAAAGCGAAGACGACAGAAACAGAUGGGCAUGACUGAUGAUGUUUCCACAAUUAAAGCCCCCAGAAAGGAAUUGUCCCUGGGCUUGGAUGACAGCAGGGCUAACACACCUCAGGGUGUACUGCCACCUGCACAACUGAAAUCUCAAGGCAACUCGAAUAUAGCUCCUGGUGAAAAACAGACAGAUCCAUCAACACCACAACAGGAGUCUUCAAAACCAUUGGGAGGAAUUCAGCCUUCUCAGACCAUCCAGCCUAAGGUGGAAACUGAUGCUGCCCAGGCUGCUGUACAGAGUGCAUUUGCAGUUCUGUUGACUCAGUUAAUAAAAGCUCAGCAGUCAAAACAGAAAGAUGUGCUGCUAGAAGAAAGGGAAAAUGGAUCAGGACAUGAAGCUCCGUUACAACUCAGACCACCACCUCCAGAACCCAGCACGCCGGUAUCUGGGCAAGAUGACCUCAUCCAGCACCAGGAUAGAAGGAUAUUGGAGCUGACACCAGAGUCAGACCGGCCUCGGAUUCUGCCUCCUGAUCAACGGCCUCCUGAACCUCCUGAGCCACCACCAGUCACUGAGGAGGACCUGGAUUAUCGGACAGAAAGCCAGCAUGUACCUACCACUAGUUCUUCACUGACUGACCCUCAUGCUGGAGUGAAGGCGGCCCUGUUACAGCUGCUUGCUCAGCAUCAGCCCCAGGAUGAUCCCAAAAGAGAAGCUGGUAUUGAUUAUCCCACAGGAGACACUUACGUACCCACCUCAGACUAUAAGGACAACUUUGGAUCUUCUUUCUCUUCUGCUCCUUAUGUUAGCAGUGAUGGUCUAGGAAGUAGUUCUGCAGCUGCACCUUUGGAACGACGUAGCUUCAUUGGAAACUCAGAUAUUCAAUCUUUGGAUAACUACAGUACUGCUUCAUCUCAUCCUGGUGGUCCACCUCAACCUUCUGCCUUUUCCGAGUCAUUUCCCAGUUCAGUGGCUGGAUAUGGAGACAUUUACCUCAAUGCUGGUCCCAUGUUGUUUAGUGGAGAUAAGGACCAUAGAUUUGAAUAUAGCCACGGUCCUAUUGCAGUCCUGACAAACAGCAAUGACCCUUCCACAGGGCCAGAGAGUACUCAUCCUUUGCCAGCAAAGAUGCACAAUUAUAACUAUGGUAGUAAUUUACAGGAAAAUCCAGGCGGCCCCAGCCUCAUGCAUGGACAGACCUGGACUUCUCCUGCCCAAGGACCUGGGUAUUCACAAGGCUACAGGGGACACAUUAGCACAUCAGCUGGCAGAGGUCGGGGUAGAGGGUUACCAUACUGAGUAUCUGUUUUUCCUCAGGCACAUCAUUUUUAUCUGGAAAGACUUUUCUAGCUGCAAUUUCAGGCAGCAAUCCAAGAGACUUGAAUAAUAUUAAUUCAACAACAGCUUUAUUUUUAUGUGGAAAAGGGUCUUGCAUACAAUAGUGAAAAAGAAAAAAAAAAACCUUUGCUCUUAAGUUCAUGCUGUUCUUAAAACUAGCUCUGUUGAUUGUACAUCUUCACAAAUUUUAGUUAACAAUUUUAUUUUGUAUUCUUGCAGUUUUAAGUGGAUGCUAAUCUUAGGGACAUAAUGUUUUUAUGACCCUCUUGCAGAUCUUCUGAACUAUGCACAUUUGUGCUUUUUUUGUAAGUUUGGACCAACUUUUAUGUAACAACCAACCCCUUUCCGCACCCUUCCCGUUUUACAACAAUCAGAAAGGGCACUGAUUUAUUUGGUAUUUUUUUUUUUUUUUACAAAGCUACCUUUAGUCAAAGGUCACUGUCAAGUCUUUGCACCUGCUUUCAGUGUUAAUUGUGAAAGGUGUACUUUGUGCUCAUAUCAGAAAAUAAAACACAACCUUUCUCUUGAUGCAACAGUUUUAUAUUUAAAAAAAUGGUCAAUGUUAUUUUUCUUUUGUUUUGCAGAUUACCAUUAACUCAGCAAAAAUGCAUUCAAGUGAAAUAGUGGUUUUUAUAUGGUGGGGUGGGGAGGGUUAAGUAAGUGCCUUAACAGGUAAGCUUAAGGACUGAAAAAGUAGUUAGCCCUGACACCCAUUUGUCUUUUAAAGGGAAUCAAUGCAUUAUGAAGCAGGAAGCUCUCAAUUUUUAGUGUCUGCCAGGUCAGUUCAGUUAGGUCAUUCCCUCUGCCUGUCACACUUUCUCCUUUUCUGCCUGUCUUUCUGGCUGUGUUCAUGUUUACUAUCACCUUGCCUUGAUGUAAGAAAAGAAAGGAGAAUGGCAUUCAGUACCUUUUGUUACUUCUGAGAAGUACUAAAAAAAAAAAAAAAAAAAAAUAGCAUUUGAGUGACUGAAAACAGCUAAAUGAGAAUUGUAGAGUGCUGUUUUCUUUCUUGCUACCAUGUUGACCCUAUUUCUAUUUGGAGGGCAGAAUUUUAGAAGCAAGAAUUAAUAGCAGUUUACAGAAGUGUGUUAAAGUUCAUGGAUGGAGGAGUGGCAAAAUGCCAUAUUUUAAGUUAUGUAAUUAUUUUAAGAAAAAGUAAACUUAAAGUAGAAAAAACUGCCUAGACUGAAUUUAGUGAAGCAAAAAGAAAAAGCAGAAAGAGAAAACCUCUUCCCUUCCCUCCUCACCUUUGUAAAGUUUACUGUGACUUCUGCCAGAUUAGAGCAAUGCUGUUAGGCCAUUUUAACAUUUUUUCUUUCUACAGAGAGAGAGAGUAAGUGUAAUGUUGUCCAAUCUCACUAAUGUCUUAUGCCCAUACAGAGACACAAAAGUAUAUUAAUUCUGGAAAGGAACCAAAGGUAAAUAACCAGCACUCAAAAACAGACUCUGGGAAAUUGAGAGUGUGCCAACUAACAAUUUUGUGUUAACUGUUCUAGUAACAUUUUUUAAAUUGGAAUCUUAAAUUGGAACAAUUGUUAUGGAAUUGUUAUUGAAAGCCAGUUUAACCCCGUGCCCUGUAUCUGACUUGUGAACCUGCAUUUAAAAACAUGAUUCAGGAAACAUUGGUAAGAAGAUCAUUUGCCAUUUUACUCCUAUAAAUGAGUUGUCAAUUGACCAUUUUAUUUUUUGAUGGUAUUAUUUUUGUUGAUGGUAAGAAAAAAAUUAAUGGAAGAAAAAAUAUUUCGCUUUUAUUUAAAUAUUGAAUACUAACAACUUAUAAUAAAAAUACAUUACAGGAAGUAAAGAAAUGUUUUAAAAUUUAGCAAAAUAGUUGCAGUAUUCAAGUCUCUGAAAUUUUCAUAUGGUGAGUCUUAGAGCUUCAGACUUUCCUAUAAGUGGCAGUAUCUAAAUUAUUCUCAUCGUCACACUUGAUACUUCUGCUGGCUAUAAGCAGCUAACCUAAAAUUGAAAAUAUUUAUGUGACAUGAAUAGCCUGUGUUUUAAAAAUUAAAUAUUUUAUAUAAAAUUGAA